GUUUGGAGAGAAUGUUUGAGUUUAAUCAAUUCAGAGCGACGAGAUGGAGCCCAACUCACUCCUGUGGGUAGGCUCACCUUGUGGUUUGCACGGACCUUAUAUUUUCUACAAGGCGUUUAGGUUUCACCUUGAAGGCAAAGCGAGAAUUUUGUCUCUGGGAGAUUUUUUCUUGGUCAGAUGUAAACCCGAGGAUCCCAUCUGCAUCGCAGAAGUGCAGCUCCUAUGGGAGGAAAGGACGACCAAGCAACUUUUAUCCAGCUCCAAACUUUAUUUUCUCCCGGAUGAUACCCCUCAGGGCAGAAAUGUCACGCACGGGGAGGAUGAAGUCAUCGCUGUUUCAGAGAAGGUCAUAGUAAAGUUGGAAGAUCUGGUGAAAUGGACGGUGACCGACUUGUCGUGCUGGAAGAAGGGUCUGCGGGCCAUACCCCUAAAACCCACCGUCCUGAAAGAGCUCGGGAAGAACGGCCAGAGAGAAGCGCUUCACAGAUACAGAGAGUCCACGCUCAACAGCGGCCUCAACUUCAAAGACGUCCUGAAAGAGAAAGCUGAACUCG
This is a messenger RNA of Paramisgurnus dabryanus, 554 nucleotides long. The record is from RefSeq and is a predicted model, not a curated record. NCBI's taxonomy places the organism in Eukaryota, Metazoa, Chordata, Actinopteri, Cypriniformes, Cobitidae.